This is a messenger RNA of Phyllostomus hastatus (greater spear-nosed bat), 1181 nucleotides long. RefSeq names its product cilia and flagella associated protein 410 (gene CFAP410). Bases 122 to 892 code for a protein of 256 amino acids. Gene Ontology annotation, molecular function: protein binding. The record is from RefSeq and is a predicted model, not a curated record. The transcript has 7 exons. Gene Ontology annotation, biological process: cytoskeleton organization. Lineage: Eukaryota; Metazoa; Chordata; Mammalia; Chiroptera; Phyllostomidae.
ACGCCCCUAACGACGUGGGCUACGCCCCCUGGAGACGCGCCGCGGCAGAGCCGAAAUCCUCUAGGGGUAGUUGGUGGGUCCAGGGCCCGGCCGGUGGCUGGGGUCCCUGCGGCCCAUCGCCAUGAAGCUGACGCGCAAGAUGGUCCUGUCCCGGGCCAAGGCCUCCGAGCUGCACAACGUGAGGAAGCUCAAUUGCUGGGGCAGCCGCCUCACAGAUAUCUCCAUAUGCCGGGAAAUGCCCAGCCUGGAAGUGAUCACCCUCAGCGUCAACAGCGUGUCGACCCUGGAGCCCGUGAGCCAGUGCCGGCAGCUGAGCGAGCUCUACCUGCGGCGGAACCGCAUCGCCAGCCUGGCCGAGCUCUCCUACCUGAAGGGCCUGCCACGCCUGCGCGUGCUGUGGCUGGCCGAGAACCCGUGCUGUGGCGCCGACCCCCACCUCUACCGCAUGACCGUCCUACGCACCCUGCCGAACCUGCAGAAGCUGGACAACCAGGCUGUGACUGAGGAGGAGCUGUCCCGGGCAGUGAUGGAGGGAGAGGAGGUCACGGCCCCCAGCAGAGAGAGCACAGGGAACGGCGGGCCCGAGCUGUCCUAUUCCCUGAGUGCCGUGGACACCGCUGCCGAGACCCCAGGGGACCGGCUGAGCUUCAGCGACGAGGAGGAGGCAAGGGUCGAGGGACAGCUCAGCCUGAAGCCCCCGGCCCGGGACCGGUUUCCUUCCUUCCCACAGAGGGAGGCCGCGAGCAGUCUCAGGAACAGGGACAACGUCCUGACCGCCAUCCUGCUGCUGCUGCGGGACCUGGACACUGAGGGGCUGGAGGCCGUGCACCAGGCCGUGGUCAGCCGGCUGCAGGCCCUGCACAGGCAGGAGCUGCGGGAGGACAUGGAGUGACCCGGCAGGGACCCUGCGCUGAAGUCCCAGCGCCUCCCGAGCACCUGGACGAUGGGGCUGACCACCAGGGCCACGGCCGGACCCAGGCUGAGCGCCAGCACACAGGACUGGGUCCUCAGGAAGACUCAGCCCGCCCAGGAAGGCCGAGCUGUCUCUCCGGAUGGCACCCGGAGAGGGCAGCAGGGGACUUGGGGGCUGGCGGGGCAGACCCCGCUCCCGCGCCCUCCUGUGCGGGCAGCCACACCUGACCCAGGACCCUUAUCCCCAAUAAACAUUUUCCCAAGUCUGA